Peniophora sp. CBMAI 1063 is the source of this 1113-nucleotide messenger RNA. NCBI's taxonomy places the organism in Eukaryota, Fungi, Basidiomycota, Agaricomycetes, Russulales, Peniophoraceae. The record is from the annotation of a GenBank genome assembly.
AUGGCCAACAUCGAGAAACCGCGUGUGCGGAUCCUGGCGCAGAGCGAGGUCGCGGAGCACAACUCUGAGCGCUCGUGCUGGGUCGUGCUCGACAGGAACGUCUACGACGCGACCGCCUUCCUGCCCGCGCACCCCGGCGGCGACGGCUACAUCCUCCAGCUCGCCGGCGCCGACGCACGUGCCAAGAUGGAGGAGUACAAGCACACGGCCUCUGCGUACGAGCUGCUGCAGGGCAUGCGUUUCGUCGGCAGACUCGGCGCGGGCGAGCAGCUGGUGGACGAGAACUGGGAGGCGACGGACGAUUUUGUGCCCGAGGAGACGGACCAGGCCAAGGACUACGAGACGAACGAGUUUUUGGAUCUCAGGAAGCCCUUGUUGAAGCAGAUGUGGUACUCGAACUUCAGCAAGGCAUACUACCUCCAACAGGUCCACCAGCCCCGCCAUCUCGCUACCACCGCCAAGCUCUUCGGGCCGGCAUACCUCGAGGUCUUCACCCGCACAACGUGGUACACUAUCCCGACAAUUUGGCUCCCCAUCGCCAGCUACCUCUGGCUCCGCGGCACCCUCCAGCUCGGCGGCAACGCCCUCCCGCCCUUCCGCGAGCACCCCGCUCUGCCCCUCGGUCUCCUCGCCGACGUGCCCGCGUCCGCAUAUGCGACCGCCGUCGCAAGCUGGGCGUUGGGAUGCUUCAUCUGGACCCUGCUCGAGUACAUCUUCCACCGAUUCCUCUUCCAUCUCGACUACUAUCUCCCGGACAACGUACCCAUGCUCACCCUGCACUUCCUGAUGCACGGCAUCCACCACUACAUGCCCAUGGACCCGUUACGCCUCGUGAUGCCGCCCGUCAUGUUCAGCGCGCUAUCAUACCCAAUGACCCAGCUCGCACACGUCGUCUUCCCUGCUGCGAUAGCGAACUGUGUCAUCGCGGGUAGCUUCACGUUCUACGUCCUGUACGACUGCAUGCACUACGCGUUGCACCACACGCGUCUCCCGGCGUACGUCCGCGAGAUGAAGCGGUAUCACCUUGCGCACCAUUACAAGAACUUCGAGUUGGGCUUCGGCGUGACGAGUAAGCUCUGGGACAUCGUGUUCAACACCCAGCUCGUCAUUUAG